AUGGGCGCUUCCGAUCCAAAAACUGUUAAGGAUGUUCUCGAACUGAUUCAGCGACAACAAUUGACCUCUGAAGAUCGUUUUACGACCAUUGAAGACAAUCUUCUUCAACAACCACAAAAAUCUAAUACGAAUCAAACAUUGAUUAACCAACGAUUUGAUGAGUUGCUAGCCCGUUUACCUUCUACAACGAAAACAACUCAACCACAUGAUUCAGGAGGCGCAAUUCAUGGUCCUCAUCUCGAAAAUCCUCCAAUCUUUGGUUCAAUCUCUCCCGGGGGAACUCAAAAUCAAUUACAUCGAGUACCCAAACUCGAUUUUCCACGAUUCGAUGGUGAUAAUCCUCGUGGUUGGAUCCAAAAAUAUGAAUGUUUCUUUUGGCUACACAACAUCGAUGAGAGUCGCAGAGUUGAUAUUGCAGCUAUCUAUCUCGAUGGAAAAGCAGAUAAAUGGUUUCUCAAUUUCCAGGUUGGUCAAACUCGUAUAACUUGGUUUGAAUUUGCUCAUGGUAUUUGUAUCCGAUUUGAAAAUCCUAUGGAAGAAAAUUUUAUUGGGAGUUUUAAUAAACUGGUUCAGAUUAACUUUGUGGAAGAGUAUUUUGAAGAAUUUGAAUCUCUAAAAGCUCUAAUGCUUGCUAACAAUCCUUCCUUAACUAAGCACUAUUUCAUCAUGAGUUUUAUUAGUGGGUUGAAGGAAGAAUUGCGUAAUUCUGUAGCUAUGUUUUAUCCAAAAUCACUAGCCACAACUUUUUCCUUAGCAAGAAUGGAGGAACAGAAGCAUCACACUGUUGCUACCAAAAGUAUUAGAACCAACUCUAGCUCGUUCACUAACUCUAGAGCUUUCUCUACCACAACUUUUCCUCCUAAACCAAUUUCCACCUCUUACAUAACUUCCAAGUCUACCCCUACUACUCCAAAAUCUUAUUCCCCAACACCACUCAAGACAUCAUCAACAAAUCCCAUUAUUAAACGUUUAACUCCAGAGAAAAUGCGCAUUCGCAGGGAUAAAGGUCUUUGUUAUAAUUGUGAUGAGGUUUAUGCAUUGGGUCACAAGUGCAAGGGUAGGCAACAAUUGUUUAUGGUACAAACUGAAAAUUUUGAUUCACAAGACACAGAGGUUGAGGAUGAGGUUUUUGAAGAAGCUGUAGAAUCACCAGUUGAGUCUGACAUGGAAAUUUCUCUUCAUGCUCUCACUGGUACUACUACAGGUGAUACUAUUCGCAUUCCUAGUCUUCUUAAGAGACAAUCUGUUUUUAUUCUUAUUGGUACUGGUAGCACAACUAGUUUUAUAGAUUGUUCUCUAGCUGCUAAACUCAAAUGCAAGGUGGAACACACAGCUCACAUGUUAGUUACAGUUGCUAAUGGGGGAAAAACAGUGAGUACUGGUAUUUGUUCUAAACUUCCUUGGAGUAUGCAGGGCUAUCAAUUCUCUGAGGACUUCAUGUUACUCCCACUGGGAGGCUGUGACAUGGUGUUAGGUGCUGAUUGGCUUAAGAGGCUAGGUGAUGUUAUGUUUAACUUCCCUAAACUCAGUGUUUCUUUUAUUCAUCAUGGUCAGCAUAUUACAUUACAAGGGAUAACUAAUUCACCUUCACUACUUAUGAUUAGUGGGUCAGCAGUUAAGAGAUUUCUAGCAAAAACUACUUAUGACCUCAUUGGUCAUCUCUUUUCAGUCUCAACUACUCCUAUACCUCCUCCCAUACCUGCACCCUUAUUACCUUUAUUAUCUGAGUAUGAGGACAUUUUUGCUGAGCCUACUUCAUUACCACCUCACAGAACAUUAGACCACCCAAUUUCCUUGAAACCAGACUCUCAACCUCUAAACCAAAGACCAUAUAGAUGCCCCUACAUUCAAAAAGGAGUUGUGGAACAACUGGUGAAAGAAAUGCUUUCUUCUGGAAUCAUACAACACAACCACAACCCAUUUGCUUCACUAAUUCUUCUUGUCAAAAAAAAAAGAUAG
Messenger RNA from Papaver somniferum (opium poppy), 1959 nucleotides. RefSeq lists its product as uncharacterized. The coding region runs from base 1 to 1959 and encodes 652 amino acids. The transcript has a single exon. NCBI's taxonomy places the organism in Eukaryota, Viridiplantae, Streptophyta, Magnoliopsida, Ranunculales, Papaveraceae. The record is from RefSeq and is a predicted model, not a curated record.